Drosophila takahashii is the source of this 431-nucleotide messenger RNA. RefSeq lists its product as uncharacterized. Lineage: Eukaryota; Metazoa; Arthropoda; Insecta; Diptera; Drosophilidae. The record is from RefSeq and is a predicted model, not a curated record. Gene Ontology annotation, molecular function: serine-type endopeptidase inhibitor activity.
UUUCUAGCCAACUGAAGAAGAGAGUUCACAACUCAACAAGAAGAAAAUGAAGUUCCUUCCAACUGUGUCCUUAAUGUUUAUCGUAAUGGGUUUUGCCCAAGGACAAAUGGAUAUACGCUGUGCCUUAGAACCUUUGCCUGUGGGCUUAUGUGUCAAUCGGAUUGUAGGGUAUACAUAUUCGGUUACAAGAACACGGUGCAUAGUCUACGAGAGCAGGGGAUGUGAGGUGAGGGGAAACUUCUUUGCCAGCAGGAAUGAAUGUGAGGCCAAAUGCAGGCCGGCGACCUCCUUUAGAGAUAAUCCUUUCACCUUCUAUCUCCAAAGAUCUUUGACCGAGGCCCGCAAUAUUUUAGGAAGAUUGUUUAAUUUGUAGAAUCUUCUUUAAAUAAGUUGAAUAAAUUGUACAACAAAUAAAUUGAAUUUAUCGCUGA